GUUACGUUACAGGCCGAUCCUUUCUAUCGCACUCCUGUGUGGCACUUCGUUUAAACAAUUCUGGAUAUUUCCAUCAAAAAAUGUGUCAUUGUUCUUGUUGUCACCAUGUGGGUUGAACAUAAACUGUGUGCACCGUAUUUGAAUGGCUGUGUGUAAACUGUGUGCAGUAAACAACCUACAUGCUCAUAAAUGGCUGACAUGGGAAAAGAUGAUAAACCACAAAAUAUGGUAAAUUUUUUAUAUUUUAGAAGUUUGGGGUUGCUUUAAGUGAAAUUAUCAGCGUGCUCUGCACGUGGGUAAAAUUCGAUGUUCGAAUAAAGAACGAAAUUCCCUUAUCGGUUCUCCUUCAAUUGUUGUGACUGGUUCUCCUUGCCUUCUCUUCUGUUUGAUCACACUAACAUUUCCACAGGAAACACCAAAAUCCUUGCUAUAUAUUUAUGGAUGGAGCCCAUGUUUGGGUCAAAUGUUUUAUUUAUUUAAAAACAAUUGGGGUGCAAGGUUUUAAAUCUCUCUCUUUUUCUUUUCCUCUCUUUGCCUUUUACGUGCAGGCGUGUGGGCGUGCUAGAUUUAUCUUCUUUCUUUGUCUAUGGGGACCCCAGAAAUCUCUUGAGAGCCUUGUCCUGAUCGUAUUCUUGAUGAUGUUGGUGGUGCAUUUGGAAUGGGUGCAUUUGGAAUGGGUGCAGUUGGAGGUGCAGCAUUCCACUUCUUAAAAGGCAUAUGUAACUCUCCUUCUGGUUCACGUUUAAUUGGAGGCGCUCAGGCUGUACGAAUGAAUGCACCUCGUAUUGGUGGUAGUUUUGCUGUGUGGGGUGGCCUCUUCUCCACUUUUGACUGCACAAUGGUCUAUGUUAGACAGAAAGAGGAUCCGUGGAACCCGAUCAUAGCUGGUACUGCCACUGGAGGGCUUCUUUCAACGCGUCAGGGACUUGGUGCUGCUUCCAAAUCAGCAAUUUUUGGUGGGGUCUUGCUUGCUUUGAUUGAAGGAGCUGGGAUCAUGCUAAAUAAGGUUCUGAGUGCACCACAGAAUAUCCCCAUCAUGGAAGAGCCAGUUCCAAACAUGGCUGGUGUACCUGGAUAUCCAGUGGGGCAAUUGCCAGGUCAAGCCCCUUCAACAGUUGGGAGUCCAUCGUCAUCGUCAUCUUCUUCCUCUUCAUCUUCUUGGUUUGGAGGGUUUUUUGGUGGUAAAAAGGAGGAAUCAGUGAAGAAUAGUGGAAGUAAGACAGAGGUCAUGGAGAGCUUUGAUGCUCCUCCAGUGCCGUCUUUCGAGUACAAGUGAAAUGAACAGCUAACAUUAUUGGCCAUUCCAACCAUUCUAAUGUGUUUUUCAUGGGUGUAUUGUCAUCAUCCAUGUACGCCAUGCGAUUAUAAGCCUGGAACAGUGUUAUGAGAGUUCCCUGCUCAACAUAGUUGUUUGUUUCAUACCCUUUCUUGGUCAAAGAAAAUAGAAAACCAAUCAUACGAAGUUCUCUAA
This is a messenger RNA of Mangifera indica (mango), 1471 nucleotides long. Its product is annotated as mitochondrial import inner membrane translocase subunit TIM17-2-like. Gene Ontology annotation, cellular component: TIM23 mitochondrial import inner membrane translocase complex; mitochondrial inner membrane. The transcript has 2 exons. NCBI's taxonomy places the organism in Eukaryota, Viridiplantae, Streptophyta, Magnoliopsida, Sapindales, Anacardiaceae. The record is from RefSeq and is a predicted model, not a curated record. Bases 659 to 1276 code for a protein of 205 amino acids. Gene Ontology annotation, biological process: protein import into mitochondrial matrix. Gene Ontology annotation, molecular function: transmembrane protein transporter activity.